AUGAGGGGAACAUUCAUCACGUGGGACCGGGAGACGGGACAACCAUUUCAUAACUUCAUCACAUGGAAGGACAUCCGAUCGGAACAGCUGUGCAACCAAUGGAAUGACUCGAUGCGCAUGAAGUGCCUUAAAAUGGGCGCCAAAUUUGUCCACUUCUUCAGCCGUUCCGAUCGCUUUUUGGCCGCUUCUCUGCUGAGGUUCACCACAGGAAUGGUUGUCAUGAGAUUGGUUUGGGUUCUGCAGAACAUCCCGGAAGUGAGACAGAGGGCCGUCGAGGGGAACGCCCUCUACGGGACGGUCGACACGUACCUCAUAUGGCGACUCACGUCCGGCAAAGUUCACGCCACGGAUCCGUCCAACGCCUGCAUCACCGGCUUCUACGACCCGUUCCUCAUGCGAUGGGGGGAGUGGGCGCUCAAUAUGCUGGACAUCCCGCCGUCGAUACUGCCCACCGUUAUGGACACCAACGGAGACUUCGGCCAAACGAACGCCCAGUUUUUGGGCGCUUCCAUACCGAUCCGGGCGGUGGUGGGCGACCAACAGGCGGCUAUGUUUGGCGAGUGCUGUUUCCGCGAGGGCGACGUCAAGUGCACGUUAGGCACCGGCACUUUCAUCAACAUCAACACCGGUAUCAAACCCUGCGCCUCCUAUAAGGGUUUGUAUCCAAUAAUUGGCUGGAAAUUAGUGAACGAGAAGAAUGCGGUGUAUCUGAUGGAAGGCGCCUCCUAUGACACGGGAACGGCUGUCAAUUGGGCCCAAAAUAUCGGUCUCUUCAAAGACCCGCAAGAGACCAGCGAAUUGGCUGAAAGUGUGUCCAACAGUAAUGUCUGUUUCAUUCCGGCCUUUUCGGGUCUUCAGGCGCCCAUCAAUGAUAACACGGCCACCACUGCCUUCAUUGGCAUUAACUCCAGCACAAGUAGGGCUCAAAUGGUUAGAAGUAUAUUAGAGUCGAUUUGUUUUCGUGUGAAACAAAUGUAUGAAAUUGUUUUGGAAGAGCAAACAAAUCUAUUGAUCCGACAAUUCCGUAUCGACGGCGGCGUCUCCAACAACGACUUCGUGGUACAAAUGAUCGCCGACUUGACGGGAAAGAAGGUCGAGCGGGCCCACCAUCGAGAGAUGUCCUCAUUGGGCGCCGCCUUUAUGGCCGGUCUGGCGGUCGGAUUCUGGACCAACACUAAACAUAUCUCUAGUCUUCGCGUAUCGGACAAAGUGUUUCUUCCGAGGAAUAACUGGACGAACACUAACCGCAAUAAGUUCGAGACGUGGGAACGGGCUGUCCAUCGACAAUUGUCGACCGCAGCCAUGGAUCAGCCGUCGAGCGACACGUUCAGCGAAAUGCAAGCAUUCAAGCGAAGACAGACAUCACUUCGGGAACGACUGCAGCGCCGCAAGAAAGAGACGGAAGACAUCCUCACCGGUAGUGGCGUUCAGACGGACCGACAGCCCAUCACUCCAGACCUGCUGUCCUCCAGAGCCGCCGACACGUCGGCCGUCGACUCAACCAAAUACCAGACAAUUGAGAGACAAUUACUGCACUUCUUGUGCGACCAAAGCGUCAAACUUCCCAUCGAUUCCAAUGUCUUGUGCUCUCAUAUCAUCAAAAGCUGCGAUCAAAUCGAUGACCAAAACUGUCACCAAUUGGUCACCGAUUUGUUGCAGAAGUUCUCACUUCAAGACCUGAUUGUUAUGUCUGAGAAUGUGGUGAAGACGUCUAAUGUGACCGUCUAUUCGAUCACAUCAUUAGAUCACUUAAAGCUCACAAACUUUGCCCAAGAAAUGGAUGCCAUCGGUGGUCACCACUUGGCCACCACUGUAGACACAGCUAAUAGUGUGAAACGUGUGAACAAUCUGUGCGGUGACGACAAGAGUGACACAAAAAGGACUAAAAUGGACGACAAAAGCGAUGAUCUGUUGGAAAGUCUGCUCUCUUUGCCGACAAUCAGAGAAAAGCAAAGCAAACAAAUGGGUGAAGAAAUACUGGAUCUGUUGUCGCGGCCGACGGCCAAAGAGCGGUCUCUUGUGGAACAGUUUCGGUCUGUAGGCGGCGCUCAGGUCCAGGAGUUCUGCACUCACGGCACGGCCCAGGAGUGCAGGAAAGCCUCUCAGAGUGACAGCGCCUGCAGUCGACUCCACUUCAAGAAAAUCAUUCAAAAACAUACGGACGAGUCGUUAGGCGACUGCUCUUUCCUCAACACAUGCUUUCACAUGGAUUCGUGUAAAUACGUCCACUAUUUGGUCGACUACUCGACCGCCCGACCCCUCAAACACAAACAAAAGACAGACACCAAUACUGCCAACACUGUCGCCGACACUACCGGCGAAUCCGGUAUCAGUUUAUCGACGAUAGAGAAGCGCUAUAAUCGCAUCCUAUUCCCCGCCCAAUGGAUUAAAUGCGAUCUCAGGUUCUUCGAUAUGAGCACAUUAGGCAAAUUUGCGGUCGUGAUGGCUGACCCGCCCUGGGAUAUACACAUGGAGUUACCGUACGGGACGAUGUCUGACGACGAGAUGCGGAACCUGCAGAUACCGGCGCUCCAGGACGAGGGCAUCAUAUUCCUGUGGGUGACGGGCCGGGCCAUGGAGUUGGGCAGAGAGUGUCUGAGUCUGUGGGGGUACGAGCGGUGCGAUGAGAUAAUAUGGGUGAAGACGAACCAAUUGCAGCGCAUCAUCCGGACGGGAAGGACCGGCCAUUGGCUCAAUCACGGCAAAGAGCACUGUCUGGUGGGCAUCAAAGGCAACCCGCAGGGGGUCAACAGGGGGUUGGACUGCGACGUGAUUGUGGCCGAAGUGCGCGCCACCAGUCAUAAGCCGGACGAGAUAUACGGCAUAAUAGAGCGCCUGAGUCCGGGCACCCGUAAGAUCGAGCUGUUCGGCCGGCAGCACAACACACAACCCAAUUGGUUAACGUUAGGCAAUCAGUUGGAUGGCGUCAGACUCAUAGAGCCGGCGCUCAUCAAACACUACACCGACAAAUACCCCGAUCACGCCAUACACAUCCCUACUUGAAAGUCA
Molecule: messenger RNA, 3009 nt
Organism: Oppiella nova
Lineage: Eukaryota; Metazoa; Arthropoda; Arachnida; Sarcoptiformes; Oppiidae
Source: the annotation of a GenBank genome assembly